Hemicordylus capensis (graceful crag lizard) is the source of this 1866-nucleotide messenger RNA. It is a transcript of the gene MAX, whose product is annotated as MYC associated factor X. Gene Ontology annotation, biological process: positive regulation of transcription by RNA polymerase II. The transcript is spliced from 5 exons. Gene Ontology annotation, cellular component: RNA polymerase II transcription regulator complex. The record is from RefSeq and is a predicted model, not a curated record. Bases 310 to 798 code for a protein of 162 amino acids. NCBI's taxonomy places the organism in Eukaryota, Metazoa, Chordata, Lepidosauria, Squamata, Cordylidae. Gene Ontology annotation, molecular function: DNA-binding transcription factor activity; protein dimerization activity.
UUCAGAUCGGCGUUCUCUCGCUGCUGCCCUGCGCGGGGGAAGACUCCACCCCCCAGAAUGCUUCCUCCUACGACGAGAGGGUAGACGUACGAGAGCGAGUGGACGGUGUGGGGUCAGUCGUCACGUGCAGUACGAGGUGCGUGUGCCGUUGAUGCUGGAGGAGGAGACGACGAAGACGACGCCGACGGCUGGCCUGGCUGCGCGGGGGCUGUUGUUGUCGCUCUCCGCGGCUCGGCCCGCAGCAGCGCCUGCCAGGGAAGUCCCGGAGCAGCUUGGCCGGGCGGCGGCGGCGGCGGCAGCAUCGGCAGCAUGAGCGACAACGAUGACAUCGAAGUAGAGAGCGACGAAGAGCAGCCGAGGUUUCAGUCUGCGGCUGACAAACGUGCUCACCACAAUGCACUGGAGCGCAAACGUAGGGACCACAUCAAAGACAGUUUCCACAGCCUGCGGGAUUCUGUGCCGUCGCUUCAGGGAGAGAAGCAACAGGCAUCCCGGGCCCAAAUCCUAGAUAAAGCCACAGAGUACAUCCAGUACAUGCGCCGGAAAAACCAUACACACCAGCAGGACAUUGAUGACCUAAAGCGCCAGAACGCCCUGCUGGAGCAGCAAGUUCGUGCACUGGAGAAGGCAAGAUCAAGUGCUCAGCUGCAAGCCAACUAUUCCUCUUCAGACAACAGCCUGUACACCAACCCCAAGGGCAGCACCAUCUCCGCCUUUGAUGGAGGCUCCGAUUCCAGUUCAGAGUCUGAGCUGGAAGAACCUCAGAGUCGGAAGAAGCUUCGUAUGGAGGCCAGCUAGAAGAGGUCUCAUUCCCGCUGCGAUUAGACACUUGCUGGCUGCUUAAGGACUUUCCUUUCUUCUUUAGUAGAGGCUCUCGGACUGCAGCUCCCCCUGUUCCUUGUCCCUUUCUGGCCCUUGUUGAGUUAGCCCAACCCCUGGCUUGGCGGCUUGUCCUCUGGAAGACACCAGCCAUAGCAUGGAGCAGGAUGCAUCUCUGUCUUGUCCUACCCUAUGGCUGCAAGUUUCUAGUGCCAGGAAUGCCCAGGUCCCCGUGACGAACUCGUGAAUCUAUGAUUGCCUGGGCGGUGUGGGGACAAUGAUGGUUCCAUUCUUCCACUAGAGCCACACCAGUCUCACUGUUGCAUUACUCAAAACAUGUCUGUGACAACAAAGCCAACUUCCCCUGAAGAAUCCCGAGGGAAAGGGAUGCGCAGAGGGCACGUGUGUCUCUUCUUGCCUGAAGUGAUGAUGCAGAAUUCAGGUUAAGGCAGGGAGAUGGAUUUUGUUUUUGUAUCUUGGCAAGUAAUUAAUUGGUAUUUAUUUCCUCCUAUGGAAACUCAGUCUGGUAAGAUUCCUCCUCCUCCUCCUCCUCCUGCAGAUAUUGGUGAUGCAAAGCUACAAAUGUGUACCAUGCUCAGUUCUUCCCUCUUCCGAAUUUUUCAGAAAUAGAGCCAGCUUUUUAAAAUGUAAAUACACCACAAGCUUUGUUACCUGGUACUAAUAACUGCAUCCAAGCGUGGACCUCCUGCCCUCUGGCAAAUGAGCCAGUUUUUACCCAUGUGAGUUGAAGGGGCACAGGCUAUAUGUGAGUAAAAGCCUCUGUAUGUGUGCGUGGUGCACACACGUGCAUGGGCGUGCGCAUAUGUGUGUGUGUGCGUGUGUGUGACCUUAUAUUUUUGUCUUCUUCCCACUCUUGUUUGUGACGUUUUCUGAAUUUAGUGUAAUACAAGUGUAGCUUGGUCUCUGUCCAGGUGUGAGUCUAUUCCAUGGAACUGAAGUAUGUUGUACAUACUGCCCAAGAAUUGUCUUGCAAGUUAAGGCUUCCCUUUACUAUAAGACUAUAAAUAAAAAAAAUAUUUUAUCCUU